GCUUGUUUUAUUUUUCUUAUUUUUAUUCAUUCAAUUCGUAAAUAAAAUAAUGACUGCUUCAGACGAAAUUACACAAAAAAUAAAUUUAACGCUGUUGAAUGGCACCGGCUAUGUGUUUAACGUGGAUGACUACAUGACAUUGCGGCAGAAGCACCGCAUUGUGGGUGCGCUGGUGGGCACGUGUAAUACGCGCGGCUGGUCCGCCAACGAUUGCACUUUACCAGUAGAAUUGACACCCCAUGAAACUCGCUUUCUCGUGGAGCGCGGCAUUGUUCAAUUAGUUUCCAAGCAACAAACAUUAUUGUGUGUGCCUGAAGCCAGCGAGCUUGUGCAGUACCAUGAACGUUUAGAGGCUGGUUUUGCUGCACAAUCAGAAUCUUUAAAGGCUGAAAAAUUGCGUGAGGCCGAACGUAAUAUGGACAAAAUACUGACUGGCAAGCGAAAGAAGCUAUUGAAGGAGGGCAUGGCUGGAGCUGAUAUUAACUUAGAUGCUGCGCAAGUUCUGCAGGAAAUUGCCGAUAAUUUCGUUUUUGAUCGAAAAAAUGCACAACUCGAAAUUGACUGUGCUCAUACACAACCACACGCUUACACAAUUGUCGAGCCGCCGCCCAUUGAGAAUUCUCUCAAAUAUAACGUUUUUUGUGAUUUUUGGAAGCGUGGCUACUACGUUACUGCAGGCGACGCGUUCGGCGCUCAUUUCCUGCUUUAUCCUGGUGAUCCCCUCCAAUAUCACGCUUCACACAUUGUCAUAUUACUCGAUACGCCCAUAGUAGAGCCUUUGCACUUGAUUGCCAAAGUGCGUUUGUCUGUGAUAGUCAAUAAGAUUUGCGUUUUUGCUUACUUUGGUAGUGAAAAAGCGAGUGGCAAUGAUACGGAUGGCACUAGCGCUAGCACGGAAAGUAAAGUUCAUUACCAAACUGUGCAAUGGGAGGGCAAUAGAGACAAGCAAGAUCAAGCAGGAACAAGUAAAAAAAGUUGAUACGCAAGAGGCAAGCAGGAAAUUUUAAAGAUUGUUUAAAGCGGCUAUGGGAUUGUUUGUAAUAGAGUCCGACCGAAUAGUAAUAUUUGGCUGAUGCUGAUUCCUUAAAACAAUUACCUGAAUACAAAUUCAAAGGAAAACAUAAACAAAUAACUAAAUAACAUUGUAAAACAAAUAAGCAUUCGAUAAUCUAUUCAUUUAUUUAUGUAUACUCUUAAAUAUUUGUUAAAGACUUCGUUGCAUAGUAUUUUUCAUAUUCAAUGUAAAAUAAUUAGUUCAUUUGAGAUUACAUUUAGGGAUAGUCAUAGUCGUAUACUCAAGUCGCCUCUUGAGAAACCCGGUAAGCCUGUUAUUUGUUACACAUUAGUUAGAAUUUUCAAAAAAUCGAUUUUUUUAUUUUAUUUUCUUAAUGUUUAUACAUUUAAGAAUACACACUUACUCGAAAACGGCUGAACCGAUUAGUCUAAAAUAUUAACACAAGCUGCUUAAA
Molecule: messenger RNA, 1469 nt
Organism: Anastrepha obliqua
Lineage: Eukaryota; Metazoa; Arthropoda; Insecta; Diptera; Tephritidae
Gene: Tsen34
Product: tRNA-splicing endonuclease subunit Sen34
Exons: 5
Coding region: 50-979 (309 amino acids)
Biological process (GO): tRNA-type intron splice site recognition and cleavage; tRNA splicing, via endonucleolytic cleavage and ligation
Cellular component (GO): tRNA-intron endonuclease complex
Molecular function (GO): nucleic acid binding; tRNA-intron lyase activity
Source: RefSeq, a predicted model, not a curated record